GGCAGUGAUGGCGGGUCUCGGGCUCCAUGCAUCGAGCAGGAGUGCCAGACAUCGGCCAUCGGCGAGAGGGAAUUUCCGAGAAUAGGGUCAGUAGAAUGAACUGACCCGCCUUGAGACCCUCGGCGUUGGAGAACACGAGUAUUGGCUUCCUAGGGUCCUAAGUCUCUCAAUGCUCCAAAUGAUGCGUGCUGGCAUUCCAGACUCCACUGAUCAGUGCGCCUGACUAUUCAGACCCUGAACGUGCGCAAGAAACGUCUGCAGAGCAUGUCCACUUCCAUUCGCGGUUUGCUUCCCGCCUGACCACUAUAGAUACGUUCAAUCCCAGUUGGCUAAUCUACAGUCUGCUGUCCACCACCAUGUCUGAGGUCGUGAAACCUCCUGCGCGCAACGAUAUUUCCGUGGCCUCCUUCGGCCUGAAUGCCUUUAGCGAUCUCUCGCCUCAGCAGAAGGAAGAUGCUGUGUACUCGAUGUUGUUCGGCCGUUUUGCCGCCAACGGCAGCGCAGAUCCGCGCGACGACCCUCAGAAGUGGGCCGCCCAGUUCCAAUCCAACCUGGAGAAUGUCGGCUGGGUCGUGACCUCGUCGAGCAACUCGACAGCUACGAUCAGAACGGGCAGCGUGGACGACCUGGUGCUCACUGCACUGGAGAAUGAGACGACGUGGACCCGUCACGAAUACGCUCUCGCCGUUCGGGCAUUGUACGCGCUUCAGGCGGCCGGUGCCGACUCAGAAGGGCAAGAACUCAUGAAUGGCGAUGCGAUAUCGAAAUCGAAGCAUGCUUCAUUCUUCCAAAUCGCCGUUGCAGUCCCCGCUGAAGGUAACAUCCAACUGCGCCUGCUCACCUUCUUGCUCGAGAUGACCGACGUGGAGAUGACGUCUGUCCUUGGGACCAGAUGGAAUUUGAAGCAAGCACAGUGGACCACCACGCAUCAGACUAUGGAGUUGAAUGAGGAAGUCUACGCGAAAGUCCGCGAUUCCAUUGCUGACCGACUCCAAGGAGCAGGCGCCCUCGAAAGUAUCGCUGCAGUUCCUUUCUGAUACCUAAGUGGAUAGCAAAUUCCAAGGAGAUAUGAUCAAAGGUCGUUCCCUUCUCAGGCCCUAUCUGCCUCUGUAACACUGUCAUCGCUCACGUAUGCUCGUGUUAGAAGAACAAUGUUAUGCUAUUGGCAUUACUCUCACGUUGUAAGUAUGCGAUUGGCUCACAACCACUUGAGCAUACGCGAGAAUAUCGAAAGUGGAUUCCUGUGGGACUUAGUUUGUCUCUACGUCGUUCAAUGGAUAGACCGAACGCUCCCUUGUCGUUUAUGUUGCAUUUUUGUCGCAUGCCAGAAUUUAUGGAU
Molecule: messenger RNA, 1339 nt
Organism: Laetiporus sulphureus 93-53
Lineage: Eukaryota; Fungi; Basidiomycota; Agaricomycetes; Polyporales; Laetiporaceae
Exons: 7
Coding region: 357-1037 (226 amino acids)
Source: RefSeq, a predicted model, not a curated record